AUGUCGUUCUUUAACUCCAUAGGUCGGUCGAUGGCCCGUGCUCCUCGCCCUCCAAAACGAUCUACAACUCCUACUUCGUCAUCCUUUCCCUCUACGGAGUCGCUGCCUAAUACUCCAACUACACCCUCUGCUCCAAAGCCUCUAUAUCUUUGUAGCCCCUUCGUUGAGGCAGCUUUGGUGAAAGGGAACUUUAAACAUAUAGUAAUGCUGCCAAAGUAUGCGGACGUCAUGGAAUGGGUUGCAGUAAAUAUCUUCGACUUUUAUCAGAACCUGAACCAGUUCUACGGUGUUCUGGCGGAAUGCUGCACCCAGCAAUCAUGCCCGACUAUGACGGCUGGUCCGGCAUUGAAUUAUACGUGGAUUAACCAAGACCGAAAGAGCGUUCAGCUUCCUGCACCUACUUACAUAGAUUACGUGAUGACGUGGGUGCAGAACUUGCUCGACGACGAUAAUGUCUUCCCGACCAAGUCAGGACGGGAAUUCUCCCAGACAUUCCCUUCUACCGUGAAGCACGUCUACCGUCAGCUACUUCGUGUGUUUGCACAUCUGUACCACGCACACUACCCCCAGAUCCUGCACUUGCGGAGUGAACCGCACUUUAAUUCCCUUUUUGCUCACUUUCUUGCUUUCGGAAAAGAAUACGAGCUGCUAGACAUCAAAGAUGUAAAGGGACAACCAGGUAUUCCGGUCGGUAUCGGGGCACUGUGGGAGCGGUGGAAGGAGAUGGGUAUCCUGGAGUCUUGA
Messenger RNA from Fibroporia radiculosa, 744 nucleotides. RefSeq lists its product as uncharacterized. Gene Ontology annotation, biological process: positive regulation of protein phosphorylation; signal transduction; cell division. The record is from RefSeq and is a predicted model, not a curated record. Lineage: Eukaryota; Fungi; Basidiomycota; Agaricomycetes; Polyporales; Fibroporiaceae. Gene Ontology annotation, molecular function: protein kinase activator activity. The coding region runs from base 1 to 744 and encodes 247 amino acids. The transcript is spliced from 5 exons. Gene Ontology annotation, cellular component: cytoplasm; nucleus.